UAGAGUUUGGCUUCUAACUCGGCCAGAGCUGGCUAGUGGGGUGGGAUCUAGCCACCGGGUGUGAGAGCCCGAAUCCGGUGACUGCUGCUCAGGAGGGGAAGGGAAGAGAAGGCAGGGCCUGGCGGCGGCGCGUCUUCUCUCACGCGCGGAUUCCGGGGCUGGGGGAGGUUUUGAAGCUGGUGACGUAGCCUGGCAAGUUUGGGAAGGGAGGAGCGGCCCGAGCCAGACCUAGACUUCGGGAAAGAAUUCUUCAGUCUCUUCUGAGGGUUGGGGGAAGAUCUCGGAAGGGAGAGAAAGAGGCACUCCCUGGGAAAGAGAAAUAUUGAGAUCAAGACAGCUUUGGUGGGAGAUUGUUCUCGUCGCCUGGAGAGAACUUUCAGGGCUUAGGGCUGGUUGAAACACUGCAGAGGCUGUUUGCAGCUAGCGAGGCUUAGCGGAGUCGGGGGAGGAGGGACAUUGCUUUUCCGAUGUGCUGAAAGGGAGGGAGCCAGUCCCAGACCACUGUCCUCCGGGGGAGGGGGGCGGGGAGCGCCAAUGCCCGAGCUCCCGCCGCAGAAAGUGGAAGAGAAGAAGGUGGAAGCGUAGUAGCCCCUGCCAACCCGGAACUGUCCCUCCAGAAGCACCGACCUGUAACUAGAGGAGCCGGGGGCUUCUCCUCCCAGUCCGGCGCUGGGGCCGAGAGCGGAGCGGUCCCGCCAGGAGGAUGAACGGCGACAGUGCGGACAGCCUAGCCAUCUCCAGCUCAUUGCCCACCAUUCCUUAUCACAAGCUCGCCGAUCUGCGCUUUCUGAGCCGGGGGGCAUCAGGUACAGUGUCCUCGGCACGCCACGCUGACUGGCGCAUCCAGGUGGCAGUGAAGCACCUGCAUUUCCAGACCCCGCUGCAGGAAAGUGACAUAAGUGAUAUUUUAAGAGAAGCCAAGAUUUUACACAAAGCAAGAUUUAGUUAUAUCCUUCCAAUUUUGGGAAUUUGCUAUGAGCCUGAAUUCUUGGGAAUAGUCACUGAAUAUAUGAACAGUGGAUCACUAAAUCAACUCCUGCACAGGAUUGCAGAUUUUGGUUUAUCGAAAUGGCGGCAGAUGUCUUUGUCUCAGUCAAGGAGUAGCUCAUCUAACCCCGAGGGUGGGACUAUCAUCUACAUGCCUCCUGAAAACUAUGACCUCAGCCAGAAGUCCCGAGCCAGCAUCAAACAUGAUAUAUACAGCUUUGCAAUUAUCACAUGGGAGGUGUUGUCCAGAAAACAGCCCUUUGAAGAAGUUAUCAACCCCUUGCAGAUUAUGUAUAGUGUGUCAAAGGGAAAUCGGCCUGACACCAAUGAAGAGAAUUUACCACUUGACAUUCCACAUCGAACUCAAAUGAUCUCCCUCAUUGAAAGUGGAUGGGCACAAAAUCCAGAUGAAAGGCCAUCUUUUUUAAAAUGUUUAAUAGAACUUGAACCAAUUGUGAGAACCUUUGAAGACAUUACUAUUCUUGAAGCGGUCCUUCAAUUGAAGAAAACUAAGGUAAAUAGCAUUGGUUAUUUAUUAUACCUGUGUUCCAAGAAAACGAUGGAGUAUCCUCUCAACAUACCUGUAAAUAAUGGGCCACAGGAGGAAUCAUGUAGAACUCCGUUGACUUUACAUAGUGAUCCUGGAAUAGCAAGGUCCAUAUCAACCCCUCAAGACAACUUCUUUUCUUCUGGACAAAAUCAAGAGCAUUCAACCCUUCCUCAUUUUCCAGCAAGUCACAGCUGGAAUGAUAAUAUUUCUUCAGUCCAAAGGGAUAAGUUUUGCAACCACAAGGCAACUUGUUCUUCAAUACAUCCACUCACACUUGAAGGAAACUCAGAGAGUCAGGGAAAUGAUGUUGCCCAGCAGUGGAUCCAAAGCAAAAGGGAAGAUAUUGUUCAUCAGAUGACUGAAGCUUGCCUCAACCAAUGCCUGGAUGCCCUUCUGUCUAAGGAUUUGCUUAUGAAGGAAGACUAUGAACUUAUUAGCACCAAACCUACAAGGACAUCAAAAGUCAGACAAAUGUUGGAUACCUCUGACAUUCAAGGAGAAGAGUUUGCCAAAAUUAUAGUACAGAAAUUAAAAGAUAACAGACAAUUGGGUCUUCAGCCUUACCCAGAAGUAUCUAUAAUUUCUAGAACACCAUCUUUAAAUUUAUUCCAAAACAAAAGCUUUUAAGUAUUGGCUUACUAGGAGGGAAAAUUAAUUUAUGAAAGGACUUUUUUUUUCCUCUCUUAUGCUUCAGUGACAACUUGAAUUACAAACAAUAUCAUGAGUGAGAUGCAACACCAAGAUCUUUUUUAAAGUAAAUAUUAAUUAUUUCUGGUUUCAACCCAUAGGACAUUGAAGUAUUUUUUAUGAAUAUAAGUGGAAAACUUUCAAUGUAGUAAAUAACUUAAUAUGUCAUAUUUUGUAAAUUGAUAUUGUUUUAAGGAUAGAGUCAUUAUACUUGUAGUUAUACUUGUUUAUGAAAAAUGUUGUAUGAUAUUGUUUUUUCUGAUAUAAGUCAUUUCUACAAUUGCCAGCUUUGUAAAGUAUUUAUUAAUUGCCUAAAGAGCAUUAAGGUUUCAAAAAGCAUCUAUGUUUAUCAAAAGCAAUAACAGUAAUAAAAGCUAACACCUAUGUAGCACUUGCUAUGUGCCAGCCACUGAGCUAAGUGCUGUAAUUAUCUCAUUUUAUUCCCACAACAGCCCUAGGAGAUGGGUGCUGUUUUAGUGGCAUUUUACAGUUGAAGAAAUGGAAACUAAUAAAGGAUAAGUG
Gracilinanus agilis (Agile Gracile Mouse Opossum) is the source of this 2746-nucleotide messenger RNA. RefSeq names its product receptor interacting serine/threonine kinase 2 (gene RIPK2). The transcript is spliced from 10 exons. The record is from RefSeq and is a predicted model, not a curated record. Lineage: Eukaryota; Metazoa; Chordata; Mammalia; Didelphimorphia; Didelphidae. The coding region runs from base 704 to 2164 and encodes 486 amino acids. Gene Ontology annotation, molecular function: JUN kinase kinase kinase activity; ATP binding. Gene Ontology annotation, biological process: innate immune response; positive regulation of canonical NF-kappaB signal transduction; regulation of apoptotic process.